Balearica regulorum gibbericeps (East African grey crowned-crane) is the source of this 2249-nucleotide messenger RNA. Lineage: Eukaryota; Metazoa; Chordata; Aves; Gruiformes; Gruidae. The record is from RefSeq and is a predicted model, not a curated record.
GUUUGUGUGUGAACAAAAUCUUACCUUUUAAUUGUUUGGUUUGUUUUUAUUAUUUACAAGGUGGAAUAUAUGUUAGUAAAAUUUGACCAUGAGAAUAAGAAAGUGCGCUUGGUGCUCUGCGGUGAGGAAGUUCUUCAAACACUGCAAGACAAGGGGGAGAAGGUAAACCCCAACCACCCAACACUCUGGCGACCAGAAUAUGGAAGUUACAUGAUUGAAGGGACACCUGGGCAGCCGUAUGGGGGAACCAUGUCUGAAUUCAACACAGUGCAAGACAACAUGAGGAAAAGAAGGCAAGAGGCUGCUUCUGUGCUCAAAGAAAAUGAGGCUGUUUGCACUGUGACAUCAUUUCCAAGGUUAGGGUGUCCUGGGUUUACGCUGCCAGAAUAUAAGCCAACGCCUGUAGAAGGAGGAGCUUCAAAAUCCCUCUUUUUUCCAGAUGAAGCCAUCAAUAAACAUCCCAGAUUUAGUACACUGACCAGAAACAUUCGGCACCGAAGAGGAGAGAAGGUUGUGAUAAAUGUACCAAUAUUUAAAGAUAAGAACACGCCAUCACCAUUUAUUGAAACGUUUCCUAAUGAUGACGGAGAAGCAGCAAAGGCAGCUAAGCCAGAGUAUAUAUACAUGGAUGCUAUGGGUUUUGGAAUGGGAAACUGUUGUCUUCAGGUAACAUUCCAGGCUUGUAGCAUUUCUGAAGCAAGGUAUCUCUAUGAUCAGCUAGCCACGAUCUGUCCCAUUGUAAUGGCGUUGAGUGCUGCAUCUCCGUUCUACAGAGGCUACGUGUCUGAUAUUGACUGUCGCUGGGGAGUAAUCUCUGCAUCUGUAGAUGAUCGAACGCGAGAAGAGAGGGGGCUAGAGCCACUGAAGAACAACCAUUAUAGAAUCAGUAAAUCCAGAUAUGAUUCCAUAGACAGUUAUCUAUCUGAAUGUGGUGAGAAAUACAAUGACAUUGAUUUGACAAUAGACAAAGAGAUCUACGAGCACCUAAUAAAGGAAGGUAUCGACCACCUUUUGGCACAGCAUAUUGCACACUUAUUCAUUCGAGACCCAUUGACUUUGUUUGAGGAGAAAAUACAUCUAGAUGAUGCAAAUGAAUCUGACCAUUUUGAGAAUAUUCAGUCUACAAACUGGCAGACAAUGAGGUUUAAGCCUCCUCCUCCGAAUUCAGAUAUUGGAUGGAGAGUGGAAUUCAGACCUAUGGAGGUCCAGUUAACAGACUUUGAAAACUCUGCAUAUGUUGUGUUCGUGGUAUUGUUAACCAGAGUGAUUCUGUCGUAUAAACUGGACUUUCUCAUUCCUUUGUCCAAGGUGGAUGAAAACAUGAAGAUGGCCCAGAAAAGAGAUGCUGUCCGGCAGGGAAUGUUUUACUUCAGAAAAGAUAUUUGCAAAGGUGGAAAUGCUGUUGUGGAUGGAUGUGGCUCUGCACAGAACGGGACAGGCACCGAUGCAGAAGAGUAUACCUUAAUGAGCAUUGAUACAAUUAUCAAUGGGAAGGAAGGAGUCUUUCCUGGUUUGAUCCCAAUUUUGAAUUCCUAUCUUGAAAACAUGGAAGUGGAUGUGGACACGAGGUGCACCAUCCUAAACUACCUGAAGCUAAUUAAAAAGAGAGCGUCUGGAGAAUUAAUGACGGUUGCUCGAUGGAUGAGAGAAUUUAUUGCACAGCAUCCAGACUACAAGCAAGAUAGUGUGAUAACUGAUGAAAUGAAUUACAGCCUUAUUUGGAAAUGCAACCAAAUCGCACAAGGCCAGGCAGAGUGUCCUGAACUAUUGGGGGUAGGAUUUAAUAAGAAACAAAGUGGAAACAAGACUGACUCUUUGUAAUGAAUGAAUGUUUCUUUAAACAAUAGAAAGUUUUAAGCCUUUUAGCAAAGCACUAGCAAAGAUACUGUGAAUCUGGUACAGUUUCAUGGUGUGAAGACCAAAACAGGGAUACUGCACUAUAAAAUGGGCCAAUUUGCCUAAAUAUUCAUUUAAGGCAUCCUAAAAUGGGCAUAUUCUUAUUGUUAAGGUUUAUACAAUAUACAUGUAAAUAGUAAAAUAUUUUUAUGAUUAACAUCAAUGUAUUUUAAUAACAUUGUAUCUAAAGUUAUUGUGAAUUAGCUUGUAACUUUUUUAUGCUUAUUCUAGAAAGAAAAAAUUGUCCUGAACAGCUUUGUAAAUGUAAUGGUACUUGUAUAUUAUAUGCAUUCCAGUUACUGAAUGUUUACUGUAAUUUUUUUAACCUGGAAUGUGCUAAGUAAUGUACCUUA